AGACCAGGAAGACCUCCCAAACGAACGCAGAGUGUGACCUCACCGGAGAAUCCCCAUAUUAUGCCCCACAGUGUGCCUGGCCUAAUGUCUCCUGGGAUGAUCCCACCCACAGGUCUGACAGCAGCGGCCGCAGCAGCCGCGGCUGCUACCAAUGCGGCAAUAGCUGAAGCAAUGAAGGUUAAGAAAAUCAAGUUGGAAGCUAUGAGCAACUACCACAGCAGCAAUACACAGCAUGGUGCAGACUCUGACAAUGGCGAUCUCAGUUCAAGUGUUGAUGCAGUUCUGCCUUUGUCCUCAAGAUGGGGACAGAGAGGGCUAAAAUGGAGCAGUGAUGGUUCUUGGGAGAAAGAAAAACUUCAGUCUCUCCCAACCCAAGGAUCACAAGCCUCUGUUAACCAUGCCACCUUGCCUGGACAGCAUAACCUUCCAGUUACUUAUCCUCUCAACUCUCUACAACAGAAUCACCUUCUGCCAAAUGGUACGACAUGCUGCCAUUCAUCCCUCAUACGACAACAAUUAAUAUCAGGUCUGGAACUUCCUUUCAUGAUGAUGCCCCAUCCACUAAUUCCUGUAAGCCUACCUCCAGCCUCUGUUACCAUGGCAAUGAGCCAGAUGAACCACCUCAAUACCAUUGCAAGUAUGGCUGCAGCUGCACAAGUACAAAGUCCACCAUCCAGGGUUGAAACGUCUGUAAUAAAGGAACGAGUUCCAGAUAGUCCAUCUCCUGCACCUUCUCUAGAAGAUGGCCGAAGACCAGGCAGCCACCCUUCAUCUCACAGAAGCAGUAGUGUUUCUAGUUCUCCAGCGCGAACUGAAAGUUCAUCGGAUAGAAUUCGUAUGUCAUAUACUUCUAUACAUUUCCAAACUAUCCAUCAAAAUGGCCUCUCUAUGAAUCAGAUGUUGAUGGGGUUGUCUCCAAACAUUAUACCAGGUCCAAAAGAAGGGGAUCUUGCUGGUCAUGAAGCAGGACAUGAGGCAAAAAGGAUACAUCUGGAGAAAGAUGAGACCCCGCUCUCAACACCAACUGCGAGAGACAGCUUUGACAAACUCUCUCUGUCUGGACACGGGCAACCGCUACCUCCUGGUUUUCCAUCUCCCUUUCUUUUUCCUGAUGGGCUGUCUUCCAUAGAGACACUUCUCACUAAUAUCCAGGGUUUGUUAAAGGUGGCAAUAGAUAAUGCAAGAGCGCAAGAGAAACAGGUACAAAUGGAAAAGACAGAGUUAAAGAUGGAGCUAUUCAGGGAACGAGAAUUGAGGGAAACUCUAGAAAAACAAUUAGCAGUAGAACAAAAGAACAGAGCAAUAAUUCAAAAAAGACUGAAGAAAGAAAAGAAGGCAAAAAGGAAAUUGCAAGAAGCUUUGGAAUUUGAGACAAAACGAAGAGAGCAAGCUGAGCAGGCACUCAAACAAGCAGCAUCAUCAGAAGGACUCAGGGUCCUUAAUGAGGCUUUGACCCCGGAGAUGGAAUCUGACCGCAAUGGGGCCAGAACAGAUGCUGAAAGGACAAUACAAGAUGGAAGACUGUAUUUAAAGACUAGUGUCAUGUACUGAAGACACAUAUGCAACAGCUGAAGACUCUGUAGGAACAUUCUGCAAAAUGAUUGCAAAGUCUGAAGGAUGUAAAUGCUUUGCAAGUAAAAACAUUUCAUUUCUGUACAAAUGUUCCUCGAAUAUACAGCAUUGUCAGACUGGUGACCUGUGACUACUGGAGAGUCUGAAAGGUUUAAUAACCGGUAGCACUCUACUUGUUGGACUUCUUGUGAGAUUUCUACUGCAAUUCUGUAAAGACUAACUACCAACCACCAAGACCCACCGUUCUUCUAUCGUGUUUUUAAAGGAACUUGUAUAUUUCUUUAACUGAGCACACUAGAACUUUCCAGCUGAGUCCACUGAGUAUCUGAAACAUUUUUCACAUAUAAACCAGCAGUGAUGGUUUCAUAGGAAGAUUCUUUAAAGGGCAUGCACUAAAAUGGAAAAUCAAGAAAAAAAAAUAGGACUGAUACAAAAAUUUAUACAUAGUAUGUUUUCUUCGUAACACCUUUAUCGUACCAUGGAAAACACCUGCUCUUGCAAACUGAACUACUGUAUUUAACAAAAUGAACUCUUUUUGCUGAAUGUAAACUAAUGACUUUGUGUUCUUGAGCCUCUUGUCCAGAAUCAACCAAACAAUGAGUAUAACUUUUUUCUUCACCACCGUGAGGAUCAGGAUAAUUUGUCUAUUUGUGUUGCAGGCCACGUGUACAUAGACACAGUCACGCAGAAGGUAUUAUGUAUGCAGUAGACUACUAGUGAUUAGGAAGAUAAUUUUAGACAAUAUGUUUUGUCACUCUGUUGGUUCUUAAGAAGCCUUUAUAGUUUUAACGCAUGCAGGCAUGUACAUAUUUGUCCUGAAGUCACAGUAUUAAUUCAAAAAUUUUAGAAUCUGGUGGAGAGAAGAAUAAAUGUCAGCCAGAUUUAUUUGUAUAUUAAGUCAUUAAAGCCCUGAAACAUAACUCAUAGGGUUGGUAUCUGGCCGAUGAGUAAGUCGAGACACCGGACAUAUUUUUAUAGAAUUCUUUUAAUUUUAAAGUUCUUAAAAAAACCUUGAACACUUGAUAUAAUUCCACUGAUACUGAGUAUUGACUUGACAGGCCACUGUCAACCCACUACUGUAUGGUAUGAUCACUGCCCAUCUUCUUAUUAUAGCUGUACAUUGUAGUGUUAAAGGGAGAUAUAUUUUGUCUUUUUUUUUAUGUGUUAACUGAAACUGCAUAUUUUCAUCAUAAGUAACUGGAAAAAGUAUCAAUACAUAAUAUUAGGAAGCCAAACUACAUAGAUUUCACAUAAUUUUCUAAUUUCUGUGUACCCCUUUAAAGACUGAACUCAUAAAUUAGUCCAAUAAAAGUGUACAAAUUUUGGUUUCUACACAUAUCUAGUUUUAUGCACAUAAAAUGUAAUUUAUUUUGUUAUAACACAUUAAAAGUUGUUUUUAAUGUUAUUUCUGUAACAUUUCAUUUCAACCUGGUAAUAAGUAUUGUUUGUGGUUAAAACAACUGGAGCUUGUAAAGUCUUCCAUAUUGUACUCCCAACAUAACUUUUCUGUGAAAGAACCUGAACUAUACAUUUCAAUUCACGCUGUAAUUUUUAAAUAAAAUAUUGUAUAUACAAUUUCACAUCCUUUUUAUGAACCAAGCAAUA
Bufo gargarizans (Asiatic toad) is the source of this 3177-nucleotide messenger RNA. RefSeq names its product dachshund family transcription factor 1 (gene DACH1). The record is from RefSeq and is a predicted model, not a curated record. Lineage: Eukaryota; Metazoa; Chordata; Amphibia; Anura; Bufonidae. The coding region runs from base 61 to 1551 and encodes 496 amino acids. The transcript is spliced from 12 exons.